Molecule: messenger RNA, 297 nt
Organism: Striga hermonthica
Lineage: Eukaryota; Viridiplantae; Streptophyta; Magnoliopsida; Lamiales; Orobanchaceae
Source: the annotation of a GenBank genome assembly
AUGGAGAAGAAAGCCUCUAUGAUAGUCUUGCUGCUCCUGCUACUUCUUGCUGAUGAAUUGAUGGUGGGAUGUGAAGCGCGAACAUGCUACAUAAGGAGUAGGAAAUAUCGUGGUAGUUGUUACCUGAAGCGGCAUGCUGGCAACUGCAAAACAAUUUGCAAGAAGGAAAAAUACAGUGGCGGUGUAUGCAAAGGUGGGCGUUGUACGUGUUGGAAGAAAUGUGCCGGUUCAUCGGAGGUCGGUGGCCCGCUGGAGAUUGAUCCACCGAGUGUGGCGAAGGCAGCGGUGGCCAACUAA